AUGCUAACGUGUUGCAGUUCCGAGAUACAAUGGAGCCUGUCAUCUCGCACUACGAGCUUCAGGGUACCACGGUCGUCAUCCAGAUAGACUCGGUUCCGUCUGACGUGUUUCUGUGCAUCAGCUUUCGGAUCCGCGUUGGCUUCAAGGUGGGCGGGGCCAGCAAGUCUCUGUUGACUGUUUCUGAGCCUCAGGACAAAGGAAGUUUGUGUAGCGAAGCCUUCUCCUAUACGGAGCAGAAGCUGCAGCGCUUCUGUGUGGCUGACCAGUGCCAAUGCAUGACAGCCGCGUGUGCGACCUACAGAGCCAACCCCGACUUGACCUUGACUGCUGCCAAACGCCUCCAGGAAACGUGUCAGCCUCACAUCAAAUACGCUUAUAAACUGCAAGUCAAGUCUUCGCAAACAGAAGGAGACUUUGUGACCUUCACAGCCAACGUGCGUGAAGUCCUCAAGAACACAGAUCCAGGGUUCGAGGCGUUGAGUUCCGGCUCGGAGGUGGAGCUCAUCAAGAAGGUGACGUGCGACCUGGUCCACGUGGCGCUAAACCGGCAGUAUCUGCUGAUGGGAUCCAGCGGGUCCGAGGUGCGAGUGGGCCACGCCUCCAGGUUCCGCCUCCCCCUGGACGCCGAUGCCACACUGGAGCCGUGGCCCACCCAAUGUGAAGAUCCGGUCUGCACAGCGCAAACUGCCAGCAUGGACGAGUACGCUCUCGACCUACAGCUCUUCAGCUGUCCGAAGCCCUGAUGGCGUCACGUGACGUCGGCAGCAUGCCGCGGCAUAAACAUGGCGGCAGCAAGAGGAGCGGUAUCUUGACAGCAACUUGAUGUAACGUCAGCUGGACAUUGACGAUACCUUGACAUCAUCAUGACAUGACAAAAUGAUCAUCGCAUUACUUUGACAACACAAUUUAUGUCAAGACAUAGUCUUGAUAUCACGAUAUAAUAAAGGCUCACAGAAUCACGACAACACUGACAACGUAAAAUCACCUUGACGUCACGACAAAACUGUAACAUGACGAGAAUGUGACAUGACGGACGAACCUUUGACAUGAUGACUGCUUGGCGUGAUGUGACAUCACUUUCACUGAUGAAAAACAUGGAUGACACACGUGUCAACAGGAAGUGACUCGCUUUGCAUUGACUUUUUUGAACAACGCACAUUGAGUGUUCACAAUUCUAUGAUGCCACGCGUCAAAUAAAAUGAAAUGCCAUGAACAACUAA
Messenger RNA from Hippocampus comes (tiger tail seahorse), 1220 nucleotides. RefSeq names its product complement C5-like. NCBI's taxonomy places the organism in Eukaryota, Metazoa, Chordata, Actinopteri, Syngnathiformes, Syngnathidae. The record is from RefSeq and is a predicted model, not a curated record. Gene Ontology annotation, cellular component: extracellular region. The transcript has 7 exons. Bases 30 to 743 code for a protein of 237 amino acids. Gene Ontology annotation, molecular function: protein binding.